AUGGCGAUGUGGACAUGUGGUUUGUGUGUGGGUUUUGCGGCGUUGCUUUUGAGCCAAAUGUUGGCCCAUAUUCGUCAAGUUCACUCUGGUGAUAAAGAGUUUGAAAUUACCUGCGGUAUUUCAAACUGUGAAAAGUCGCACAAGAAGUAUGAUAGUUUUUAUCGGCAUGUCAAAAAUCGUCAUCACGCUUAUUUGGAUAUUCCAGCAACAGACUUGCACAUUGGUGAAAUUUCAACUGCUUUGAGGCAACCAAUUGGAAAAGAGCAGAUUUAUCAAGAAAGUUAUUCAGAAGAAUUGGAGGAAUCUGAUCCACCUGUAUAUGAAGAGACCCCUCUAACAGCUCCAACAACAGGUUUCGAUGAGUCUUUGUCUGAAACCAUGGAUACAGUUCAAGAAGAAGACAUAGAAUGUUAUGACAAGAAGAAAGAAGCAGCACUUUUUCUUUUACAACUAAAGGAAAAAGCGAAAAUUCCACAAUCUGUGAUUGAUGACGUUGUAGAGGGUACAACAACUAUUUUAAAGAAAUCUAUUCAGCAUUUAAAAAGAAAGGUAAUGGAAUUUCUAAACUCAGAAGGACAGGAUGAUCUUACAGCAUCACAGAGUUUUCAGGAUAUAUGGCAAGAUGAAACCACACCAUUUGAAGGACUAGAAACCCAACACCACCAAGAGGAACAUAUGAAGCAGUCAUUUCCCUAUGUGGAGCCCAAAUGUGUAGUUCUAGGAAAAACACUUAAACCUGUGGCACAUGGAGCCAAGCGUAGAAUCAAAGAGAUGUCAGACUGCUUUUAUUACAUUCCAAUUCUAGAAACAUUGACAGUGUUGCUAAACAACAAAAAGACACUAGAGGAAGUUCUAAAAGAACCACAGUAUAGAAAUGAUGGAAAACUUGGAGACUUUAUUGAUGGUGUUGUGUUUUCUAAUCAUGAGGUAUUUUCCAAUGAUGCACAGGCUCUACAAAUUAUCCUCUACUAUGAUGACUGUGACCUCUGUAACAGUGCUGGGAGUCACGUGACCAAACAUAAAAUAGCAUUCUUCUAUUUUACCUUGGGAAAUUUUAGGCAGGAGGUACACUCCAAACUGGAUGCCAUUUUCCACUUAGCUGUUGUUAAAACUGCCCAUCUUAAGAAAUAUGGAUUCGAUGAAGUAUUGAAGCCUCUUCUGAAUGACUUGAAGAUACUUGAGGAUGGAUACUACUUCACUGCAUGUAGGCAACAGUAA
Messenger RNA from Pocillopora verrucosa, 1218 nucleotides. Lineage: Eukaryota; Metazoa; Cnidaria; Anthozoa; Scleractinia; Pocilloporidae. The record is from RefSeq and is a predicted model, not a curated record.